This is a messenger RNA of Sarcophilus harrisii (Tasmanian devil), 2175 nucleotides long. RefSeq names its product PBX homeobox 4 (gene PBX4). Lineage: Eukaryota; Metazoa; Chordata; Mammalia; Dasyuromorphia; Dasyuridae. Gene Ontology annotation, molecular function: DNA-binding transcription factor activity, RNA polymerase II-specific; RNA polymerase II cis-regulatory region sequence-specific DNA binding. Bases 118 to 1455 code for a protein of 445 amino acids. Gene Ontology annotation, cellular component: nucleus. Gene Ontology annotation, biological process: brain development; neuron development; embryonic organ development. The transcript has 9 exons. The record is from RefSeq and is a predicted model, not a curated record.
GCCCCCGCGGCGGGGCCUGUCGGAGCGCGCGAGGCGGUCGCGAGGCGCGGGGCUGUUGGUCCCCGACUACGCCGCCGGAGGCCCCGCGGGCGCCCCCUCCCUCAGCACCUCCGGGCCAUGGACGACCCGUCCCGGCUGCUGGCGGCGGCGGCUGCAGCCACGCACCCCGCGGGGGCGCUCUCCGGGAUCCCGCCCCUGCCCCUGCCGCCCCCCGACGCCGAGGAGCUGGAGCCCGCGGCCCCGCACCGCCUCCCGCCACCGCCGGGGGCCCCACCGCCCGCGCCGGGACCCGGCCCGCACCAGGACACGGGCGACAUCCUGCAGCAGAUCAUGGCCAUCACCGAUCAGAGCCUGGACGAAGCGCAGGCCCGAAAACAUGCUUUGAACUGCCAUCGAAUGAAGCCUGCUCUCUUCAGCGUGCUCUGUGAGAUCAAGGAAAAGACAGUGUUAAGUAUUCGUGGUAUUCAGGAAGAGGACCCCCCAGAUGCUCAGCUAAUGAGACUAGAUAACAUGUUGCUGGCAGAGGGUGUCUCCGGGCCUGAGAAAAGAGGAAGAGGAGGACCGUCGGCUGUAGCAGCAACAUCAGGUGGCUGUCCAAAUGACAAUAGCAUUGAACACUCUGACUACAGGGCCAAGCUGUCACAGAUCCGACAGAUAUACCACUCUGAGCUAGAGAAAUAUGAACAGGCUUGCAGUGAGUUUACUACUCAUGUCAUGAACCUUCUUAGGGAGCAAAGCAGAACAAGGCCAAUUUCACCCAAAGAAAUUGAACGCAUGGUCAACAUUAUCCAUGGGAAAUUCAGUACCAUCCAGAUGCAGCUGAAGCAAAGCACGUGUGAAGCGGUGAUGAUCCUGCGGUCCCGAUUUCUAGAUGCCCGGCGAAAGCGACGUAAUUUCAGCAAGCAAGCAACAGAAGUCCUGAAUGAAUAUUUUUAUUCCCAUCUAAGCAACCCUUACCCCAGUGAAGAAGCCAAAGAAGAGUUAGCCAAGAAAGGCGGCAUCACCGUCUCUCAGGUGUCUAACUGGUUUGGCAACAAGAGAAUCCGUUACAAAAAGAACAUGGGGAAAUUUCAGGAAGAAGCUAAUAUUUAUGCAGCAAAGACAGCAGUGGAUGCAACUACUGUAGUGGCCCAAGGAAACCAGGCAAAUUCCCCAUCCACACCUUCCUCUGGCUCCUCUGGCUCUUUCAAGAUGACAAAUUCUGGGGAUUCCUUUAUUAAUCUACAGUCACUAACUUACCAGAGCUCUCCAGUGGGAGCCAGUGUCCAGUCACAGAUGGAUUCUUUACAUCAUGUCAUACACCAGACGGGCAGAUACGACUCUCUUGUUGGAAACCCUUUGUAUACAACUCAGCGAAUUGAUACAAAUGGCAGCUGGCAGGAUGCUACUACCCCAUCAUCUAUCACUUCACCUGCUGGAGACCCAGGCAGUGUUAAUUCGGAUGCAUCUAAUUAAGUUUGGGACCUAUUGAUGAGAGGAAAGAGGUCAUUAGUGUAAUUUGUCAUGUUUGCCAAUAUUCUUAUUUUUACAACUUGACACACAGCUAAUUACCUCAGAAAACCUGGAACCAAUAGAAGAUUGUGAUUACAGUGACACCUCUCUACCUCUCAACCUGACACAUUGGAGUUAUCUUUUUACUUAGAUCCAUUGGGAUUUAAAAUGAUUUGAAAACUUGUUUCCUCUUCCUAACCAAAUUCAUUUUUUAAAUAGCAAUUUUAUGGUAAGAAUUUGAAGUGUCUCUUAUAGGACUUGUCGCAAAUUUUUCAAUUAAAAAAUGACUUAUUUUAAUUUUCAUGUCCUUUUUUACUAUGAGAUUUUUGUUUUAGGUGAUAGUUACUAACAAUUUAAACUUGUAUUGUACUUGUACACGUUCUGUGUAUUGUAAUUUUGUAUAGGGAGAUAAAUUUUUCUGUUAAUUCAGAUUCAUACUGUGAAUUCUGAGCUAAUUGACCCGAAACAAAACAUAACUUUACCAAAACUUUUAUUGGGAUUUAUUCUUAAGUAGAAAGUUACAUCUUGUAUUGUUUCAUGUAGUUCUAAUUUCAUGUCUUUGUAAAUUCAGACUUCCCUGUGAAUAGGUUUGUGCAUUUCUGGAAAUAUUGAUACAAAAUCUACCAUUUUCAGUUGAAAGUUUAUCAAAGAGAAUAAAGUUCCAAAGCUUUUUUCCUUUCUGCC